AUGUCCCCGCGGCGGCAGCGGGAGCGCUGCGGCCGGCGCUCGGCGCGGUCUCUGCCGCAGGGCUGGCUGCUGCUGCUGCUGCUGCUGCUGCGGGGCUGCCCCGCCGACCGCUGCAGCUGGAAGGGCAGUGGUUUGAGCUGGGAGCUUCACUCGCGUGCAGUGGAGCAGGUUCACCUCCGCUGUACCGAGGGCUCUCUAGAAUGGAUGUACCCAGCCCGAGCCCUCCGCGUUAUCUUGGAGCCCAACUUGUCAAGUGCCCGACACACUGCUGUCUGCAUCAAGCCCUCCAGCACCUUCCGAGGGGCCGACAUCUACGUGGAGCAGGACAAGGAGCUUCACCUGCUGGUGAGCGAGUCGGAGGCGCCCCGUCUGCACCAGGUGUCUUGCUUCAGCACCCACACGCCUCAGCGGGUGGCCCUUUUCCUACAGGCCAGUCCCCAGAGGGACCUCAGCCGCAGGACAGCCCAUUUCCAGUACGAGUUGCUUAGCAACCAGAGCACGACAGGCUUCCAGAAAAUGGCCCUUGUGGAAGCAAAGUGUCGCCCUUGUGACCAUCUGGAACUUCUCAUGGCCGUUUGCAGCAGUGAUUUUGUGGUGAGAGGCUCAAUCCAGAACGUCAGUCACGAUUUGGAGAAUCACAUGUCCCAGGUUGAAGUGGCUGCGCUGCAGGUCUACAGGCAGAAAACCCAGAUCUUUCAGGACGAUAAGUCAACCGGCGAGUGGCGUGGGCCCAUCAAGACUCUUCUGCAGUGCAAAGUCAAGAAAGGGGCCGGGGACUUCCUCUUUACGGGCAAAGAACACUUCGGUGAAGCUUGGCUGGGCUGUGCCCCACGAUUUAAAGAAUUCAGGGCUGUCUAUCAAAUAGCCAGCAAGAAAGGAGCAAACCCUUGUGAAUUUCAGUUGGACUGAGUGUGGAUGAGGAUCAUCAUAAGCCGUGACUUAGGACAGUUUUCACAUAUGGAAGAACGGCCUGAUCAGAAAAGGGGACGUGAGCGGAAUAUUUAAAAAAGAACCAGUGCAGCCUGCUGCAUAGACCACUGUGAAGUCUCUGGCAAAUUAUUACUAUCCAGUUUGAGCACUGGGAAUGCUGACCUACCUCACAGGAUUUUUGUGAGGGCAAACUAUAAAGAAUGUAAAGCACUUUUUGCAAGCUACAAAAAAACAAAUGAAAGGGCCUCUGAAAGGGGAUGCACACCAUCUGAAUCCCAAAAUAAAACU
Messenger RNA from Eublepharis macularius, 1218 nucleotides. Its product is annotated as meteorin-like protein. Bases 1 to 909 code for a protein of 302 amino acids. The record is from RefSeq and is a predicted model, not a curated record. Gene Ontology annotation, molecular function: hormone activity. NCBI's taxonomy places the organism in Eukaryota, Metazoa, Chordata, Lepidosauria, Squamata, Eublepharidae. The transcript is spliced from 4 exons.